AUGGGAGACAUAAGAGAAGCAGACCUGCUCCUUGAAGACGAGGAGUCGCUGUCCAAGCUAGAUGAUCAGAGAGCUGGUUGGAUGCCGCGAUGGCUUGUCACCCUGAUGUCAACCGCAGUGGUGGCGGUAUUCGUGGUAGUGGCAACGGUACGCGGCACGACCGGUAAAGGUAAGCCAGACAUGCUCUGUACGGCACGGAACUGUUAUUCGGCCUCGGAAGGACGCUUAGCCUUCCCACAGCUGUCGGAGUCGGACAUCCCAGAAGGGUCCUGCUCUAGACCUUCCACUUUCUGCAGCAGAGAUGAUGAUCACAUCGAGUAUCAUGAUUGUGACGGCGAUGAGAUCCUAGACCCAUUCUGCAAUAGCGCCGAGAAACUGAAAUUUGGCUUCCUGAGCUCUGCCAAUGGUUGUCGAAACAAUUGGCCAAACGGCUUGUGCCAGAAUCAGGAUGAGCCGAGUUACAUCGCCAGCUUACAUGUAGUCCCUAGCCCAUCAAACGAGAUCACCAUCAUUCAUUUCAAUGAUGUGUACCAACUAGCCGGUGUGUUUGAACAUGGCAUGCGCAAGGGGGGCAUGUCUCGAGCUGCCUACGUCAUCGAACAGGCGCGGAAACGGAAUCCUGAUCGGACAUUCGUGGUCUUCGCGGGCGACCUGCUUUCCCCUUCGGUCCUGAGCGACCUUUUCGAAGGGGAGCAAAUGGUCGACAUCCUGAACUUCCUCAAUCUUACUGCUGCCUCCUUGGGCAAUCACGAGUUCGAUUUUGGCGUCGAAACUCUCAGGAAAAGGAUUCAGGAGUCCAGGUUCGUGUGGUUGAAUACAAACCUGCUGGAUGAAGCCGGAACCCAGCACCACAAGAUCAUGGACAUCCCUUUCUCGCCACGCUGGUCGGAGGGUGGUGACGUGAAGACCACCCGCGUUUGCCUGUUUGGUGUGGCUUACGAUGUGCGAGAGACAAUGUUCAAGGACAGGCACAGGGUGAAUUAUGUGUUCCGGCUGCAACUUGACCAGACGCUCGUAGCACGCAGAGAUGUAAAAGCAGUGGAGUGGAUCGUGCAGGUAGAUUCCCUGGCCGCAGCUCAGAAGGAGGCCAAGAUUCUUCGAGAUGAGCACAAGUGCAACAUGCCUUUGUAA
Symbiodinium sp. CCMP2592 is the source of this 1131-nucleotide messenger RNA. The record is from the annotation of a GenBank genome assembly. Lineage: Eukaryota; Dinophyceae; Suessiales; Symbiodiniaceae.